This is a messenger RNA of Musa acuminata AAA Group (dessert banana), 501 nucleotides long. RefSeq names its product protein YCF54, chloroplastic-like. Bases 37 to 417 code for a protein of 126 amino acids. The transcript has 2 exons. The record is from RefSeq and is a predicted model, not a curated record. NCBI's taxonomy places the organism in Eukaryota, Viridiplantae, Streptophyta, Magnoliopsida, Zingiberales, Musaceae.
AGGAGGUACCACUUUGUGGUGGCCAAUGCAAAAUUCAUGCUGGAUGAGGAGGAACACUUCAAGGAGCUACUGUAUGAGCGGCGCCGAAACUUUGAGGAGCGGAACAGAGAGCAGGACUUCUGGCUUGUUGUUGAGCCCAAGUUCUUGGACAGGUUCCCCGGCAUCGUCAAGCGAUUAAAUAGACCUGCUGUGGCUCUUGUCUCCACAGAUGGACCUUGGAUGACGUUCAUGAAGCUGAGACUGGACAGGGUUUUAGCAGAAAGCUUUGAAGCCGACGCUCUAGAGGAAGCUUUGGCUUACAACCCCAUUGAUCUUGAAUUCGAAAGGCCUGAAAAGUGGACUGCGCCAUAUCCAAAAUAUGAGUUUGGAUGGUGGGAACCCUUCUUGCCACCAAGCUCCUGCAAAAGCAUGUCAUAGAUCUAACAUUUUGUUCCCAAAACAAAAUUGCUGGUUUCAUGCAUGUAGCAGUGAAUUUAAUCUGAAAUUUCUGAGUUUGGAGUC